Pteropus alecto (black flying fox) is the source of this 626-nucleotide messenger RNA. It is a transcript of the gene DBI, whose product is annotated as diazepam binding inhibitor, acyl-CoA binding protein. Lineage: Eukaryota; Metazoa; Chordata; Mammalia; Chiroptera; Pteropodidae. The record is from RefSeq and is a predicted model, not a curated record. Bases 144 to 407 code for a protein of 87 amino acids. Gene Ontology annotation, molecular function: fatty-acyl-CoA binding. Gene Ontology annotation, biological process: fatty acid metabolic process. The transcript has 4 exons. Gene Ontology annotation, cellular component: mitochondrion.
CUGCCCGUCUCUCGCCCGAGCUUAGUAGGACAGGCUUGCGACUACUCCUCUAAAGGCGCUGCCAGUCCAGUGUUGUGCCACUGUUUCCUGCUCGUCGCCGCUUCCGCAGGCUCCCUGGAAUCCUUACAACCAACCCUGCCGGCAUGUCUCAGGCAGAGUUUGACAAAGCUGCUGAGGAGGUUAAGAACCUCAAGACCAAGCCAUCAGACGAGGAGAUGCUGUUCAUCUAUAGCCACUACAAACAAGCGACUGUGGGUGACAUAAAUACAGAACGGCCUGGGAUGUUGGACUUCAAAGGCAAGGCCAAGUGGGAUGCCUGGAAUGAGCUGAAAGGGACUUCCAAGGAGGGUGCCGUGAAAGCUUACAUCAACAAAGUAGAAGAACUAAAGAAAAAAUAUGGAAUAUAGGACUGGAUUAGGCUGCUAGCCAUGCAUUUCAUCUAAACUGAUAUCAUGCCUUGUUUUUCUAUUUCUGCGGAUGAAGUGAAGUAAUGAAAAUAACCAGUCAACCCUCUUCCUCAGCACUGUCCAGAGUAUAACUCGAACAGAUUAGGAACUAAAAUGGUUAUAGACCUUGCUGAGUAGUUUUUAUCUGUAGAUCAAUUAAAAGUACAUUUGUUACUUUAA